UCCAAGACACUUCCCGCAGUAGAGUCCUGCGACCACAGUAGAGCUGUGUUACAACAGCAUUGCUGUUACUUCUGCCACAGCAUUGAUCUUCACCUUGCAACAGCAAGCCAAAGUUUUCAGCAUGAAGCGAUCGCAGCUCAUAUGUGCCUUGUUGGUGGCGUGGGUGGCGGCGCUGCUCUGCGUCACUGAGGUCCUCUCUGCUUGUGAACCAGAUUGCAGCGGCAAUAAACCGAUGGAUAAGGUUGAGGAUCCUUUGAACUGCAAUAAUUAUUACAUUUGUUUGGAGGACGGAAUAGCCUCGGAUGUUUCUAUACCGUGUGACAGUGGUAGUUAUUUUGACGGGGACGAUUGUUCUGGUUCUGGAAACUGUACAUCUACCUGCACGCCAUCACCUUGCCAUUUAACAUGUAGCGGAAACAUGGACGUCAUCUCUGACCCAAAAGACUGCAGCAUCUAUUACAUUUGCUCACCAAGCAACAUUAUUGGACCCUAUGAUUGUCCCGCUGACAGACCUUAUUUUAGCGGCGAGACCUGCGUUAAGGACAAAACUGUGUGUUGCGGCGACCUGUGUAAUGCGUACUGCCAGGGUGACAUAGCGGAGAUUGCUGACCCCUACGACUGCCACAAGUUCUAUAUGUGCCCUGAGGCGGGACCGGCUGAAGAAAAAUAUCAUUUUUCUUGCCCCUCAGGAGGCACUUUUGAUGUAGCCGUGGGUCAGUGUGUGGUCGGCGCCCCUUGUAAUAUACUGUGUAGUGGGGGAGGUACGGACCCACCUUCUCCAGACUGCCAGGAGUCCAUGACGUGCACGGCUGUGGGACUCUUCCCCAUGUGCACGACGUGUUACCAGCAGUACUUCAACUGUCACACCGUCGGCCAGCCAGCCACCGUUGAGACCUGCACAGGAUCCUUGCUCUUCAGCACCAACCCUUCUUCACCUUACUGUAUGAGGCCCGAAGACUGCCUAAAAUCAACGAUCUGAGCCCACCACCUAACUCCACCUCCCACUGUUCAAAAUUCACUGGAAAAUGUUCACUGGACACUGCUUUAAGCCCACCGCCCUCUGGACUCACUUCACCACCCACUGGACUCACUCCACCACCCACCUGGACUAACGUGAUGUCGUCAACACCCACGUGCACUUGAUCCAGUAUAUUUUUCCACAGACCAACCCACCUGAGCAAGUCACUUGCAUCACCACCUAUACCCACCAUCUACACUGGCACCACCACCCCUAUACUCCAGGACAAAUCCUGGAGUAUGCGGCACCUGCAUGGAGCCCGUACCUUGUCAAGCACAAGAUGAAGCUGGA
Messenger RNA from Procambarus clarkii (red swamp crayfish), 1309 nucleotides. RefSeq lists its product as uncharacterized. Lineage: Eukaryota; Metazoa; Arthropoda; Malacostraca; Decapoda; Cambaridae. Gene Ontology annotation, cellular component: extracellular region. The record is from RefSeq and is a predicted model, not a curated record. Gene Ontology annotation, molecular function: chitin binding.